GAACCGGAAAGUGUUGGAUGUGAACUUGGCGCAAAUAGUUUUGCACUAGGAAUACCUUCAUACUUGCUAUGAAGCUCCUGUUCUAGAACCAGAAUGUUGGUAUCAUAAUACUCUGAAUUCGUUUCACUUCUUCAUUGACGUUUCGUGAGCGGUCCAGCCACGCCCGUGGGUGUCAGAGGAAAUAUAAAUUCACCUGCAGGACGCCUCCUGCACAUUCCUGAAUGCGGCUGAGAGGCAUCUAUUGCACAUAAUCUCCUGUCCAGCCGUCCGGUUGUCAUGGCGUCUGAGCGUUUUCCAAUCAGCAUCCGUCUAACCGGAGUCCUUCACAAGGAGAAGAACAAAAUGCACAUAACAUCUGUGCUUUGGUCGGAUCAGAAUGAAAUUGUAGUUUACAGAAGCUUUGAAGAUUUCAGAGAAAUGCAUAAACAGCUGAAGAAGAAGUUUUCCUCUGGAAGUAAAAUGAAAAAAUCUGACAGAAUCCUCCCUAAAUUUCCAAGCAACAAAGUGAAGCAGAAGAGCCAAGGCAAGGGGCCUAAUAAAUCACUGGCGCACCUUAAGUAUUUGCAGAAAUACUGUAAUGAACUCCUGAGCUGUGAUCAACAUGUCUCACAGUCUGCUGACCUGGCAAAGUUCUUGCAACCAAAUGAGAAAGAGCUAAAACCAGAGUUUACCAAAAACAGCAUCAUCAUCAUGCCCUCCGAGGACGAGAUCAGGAGCUAUGGGAGACAGGACAGCAGCGGUAAUGUGACCCAGCCAUUUGUCACAGAGACCUACAGAUGUAUAGCCCUAUAUGAGACCAAAGACAUCAAAAACAAACCUUUCAAAGUAGCUGUGAAUGAGAUGCUUGACGUUCUUAUCAAAGACAAAGCAGGGUGGUGGCUUGUAGAGAACGAGGAGAAGAGGAUGGCCUGGUUUCCUGCACCCUACCUGGAGAACCUAGACGAUGAGGAGGAUGAAGAGGAAGUGCAUGGUACACCAUCAAAAGGGAUGCUCUACACGGUUGUCAAGAGCUACAAUUCCAACAUAGUGGAUGAAGUAAGCGUGAACAUUGGUGAAGUGGUCGAGGUCCUGCGGACAACGGAUAAUGGCUGGUGGCUCAUAAGACACAAAGGAAAAAUGGGCUACGUCCCGUCUCUGAACCUGCAGCCCUACAUGUACCCUCGGGUUCAGAUGACGUCUCAGAGUAAUGUCCAAAACUCCUCUUCUCUCCUGCCCCCCUCCUCUACCUUACACCAUCGCCGUUCCUAUGGCAACCUGCCCCAGCAUCCUAACCCCAGUGCCAUCUCCACCAGCCUCAUCCCAACAGAAAGCAUCCACAGGUCCCAGUCUCUGAAUCAGUUGUCCGAGGAACCUUACGCUCAGCCUGCAGUGAGCCUCCCUGCUCCAGCAAAUAACCACCCCAUCUCCCCAACAUCUCCAGUGCAAGCCCCUCUUCCAGUCAUCCUGGCGCAGAGUGACGAAGAGCAGGAGCAGAACCGUCAGAUCCUCAGAGCAGAGUCGGUGGACAGCUUUGAAAGCGACAGCUUCAGCGAUGAUGCCCUCUCCAUGUCCGCCGGCUCAUCCCUCAACCGGAGCUACGGCGCCAACGACCAACAGCUGCGAUUCUGCCGCACGGCACAGCCCACGGUGUCCAACUGCCUCAGCCCAACGAGCAACCCUGAGGGAACUCUGGUACCCAGCGUCUCCGACCCGAACCUCUACAAGGGGCCCCGGCCCCCCAAGAUUCCCCCGAGACCCCGGGCCCAGGAUAUUCUCACCCACUGUUCCUCAGUCACCCGUAAGAACGCGACUAAAAGCAACCUGUCGCCAACUUCGACUGAAGUAACGGGUCGAUGAAAGUUAAAGCUCUUUGUUAUUGUUAUGCUAUUUUCCUCUUUUGCAUUAACUGUGCACACUGGUUUCUUGACUGCCUUGGAACAUAAAAAAACAAAAAGAUAUAUCCUUCCACUUAUGUGAUCAAUACUUUGAUUAAUAUAUAUUAAACAAACAAGUAACCAACAACUGAAUGUAUUUUGUCCGAAUGACGAGGUGCUUUAAGUUUUAUGUCUCCUCUCAUACCACAGAAUCCCCCAUCUGAUAUCUGUACAUAUUAUAUUCAGUAAAACUGUAGAGAUGAAAUGAAUAAAAUGAUCUUGUGGGUUUAA
Gambusia affinis (western mosquitofish) is the source of this 2144-nucleotide messenger RNA. It is a transcript of the gene noxo1a, whose product is annotated as NADPH oxidase organizer 1a. The transcript is spliced from 9 exons. Gene Ontology annotation, molecular function: phosphatidylinositol binding; superoxide-generating NADPH oxidase activator activity; protein binding. NCBI's taxonomy places the organism in Eukaryota, Metazoa, Chordata, Actinopteri, Cyprinodontiformes, Poeciliidae. The record is from RefSeq and is a predicted model, not a curated record. The coding region runs from base 277 to 1836 and encodes 519 amino acids. Gene Ontology annotation, biological process: superoxide anion generation.